AUGCCCUGCCAUAGCUGCACCAUUGCUGGUGCUGACUGCGAAUUCCGCGCCAAUGACUGGAAACGGACUCCAAUCUCGCGCGAGCACGUUGCUGCGCUCGAGGGCAGGAUAGCAGCACUGGAAUCACUCCUGUCAAGCGUCAAAUCAUCCCGUGGGUAUGAGCGGGAGAUUAUCAUUGAGAAUAUCGACAUUGUCGACCGUCGACCUACAAUUACAGACAGUGCUCAGGCCUCGGUCCAUGCCGAUGACAUAUUCCUACAAAGCAUGAGAGGCUGUUGGGGUAAUGACGGACAUGGUUUGUCCUCCUAUAAUUUCAGGAGAUCUCGACUUAUUCACAGUGUAGGCUCUGCAUGUUUUUAUGGCCCUGGCAGUGCAUUUAGCACAGGUCUGUUCGGCUUUUGUGAGCCAGGGAGCAAAUUAUUGAAUCAUCAAGCUUUCCCGACCACCCAAACCCCAGACGUCCCCGUGAACGUGCUGCAUGACUGCGUCAAACUGUUCUUCGAGUGGCAAUUUCCGUAUUGCAAUAUGAUUGAUCGAGAGAGCUUCUUGAGGGAAUAUUCUAGCGGAAUUGCAGCAGGUGAACAUUUCGCUUCGGCCCUUUUGUAUGCCGUGUGCUCUCUCGGUGCCUUGAUGUCUGCAGACCAGAAUAUCAAAGCGCUGGCGUCGUUGUUCGCGACUUCUGCAGAAGAGGAGAUAUCUUCGAAAUUCUGGAGGUCUCACAUUACCAUUUCGCAAGCAAUGCUGCUCUGCGCCGUUUUUGAGAUCGGAAGGGGAGAAUUCGCUAAAGGAUGGAUGUAUUCGGGCAUGGCUUUUCGAAUGACAGAUCACCUCGGUAUCCACGAAUACAACCAGCUGCCUUCUCGCAAGGGCAUUCAGAGUACGUGGUCCGUUGGCUUCAAGUCGUGGCGACGUAUGUCUCUGACAUAUGCCAUAUCCGAUAAGAUGCUCAGUUUGUUCUUUGGAAGACCCUCGGCGAUGAACAGGGCCGGGAACGACUUUGACAUGAAGAUGUCUAACUGGUCCAAUUCCAAUGAUGCGGAGAUCUUGGAGCACAGACAGAUGGCUUCGAUGCUCAUUCCUAACACCGCAGGGCUUGCAAGGAUAAUUGAAGAUAUUCAAGCUGAAGUCUUCAAUUCUGACCACAUUUCACGGCAUGCAGCUGGAUGCGGAGUUGAUGCAUUAUACCACAAGUUCAAUGCUCGACUCUGGAACUGGCAUGACUCAUUGCCUGGAGAGAUGAGGUGGAACCGAUGGAGUUCCAAAGAAGAGGAUGCAGAUCCUAGCCUUGCCCUUCUCCACAUACUGUUUCACACCGCCCGUAUCAGUCUGAACAGACCACUCAUAAGCCAAAAGGGCAUGAAGAGUCCAUCCGCACAGAUCCCUAAGAUUGUAUCCGACGCGUUAGGUAUUUGCAAGGAUUCAGUCGACACAAUCGUCCAGAUCAUCCGUCGUUUCAGAACAUGGCAUACGCUCCGAACUGCGUCAUUCGCAUUUGUUCACGGCGCCAUUAUGGCGAUAGACGCUGCCAUUAUAAUUAUUUCCUGUUCUGAGACAGACAACGCCUUAUCGAUGAAAAUGAAUGCCGACCCUUUGUCGACAUUGGAUACAGCAUUGAAUGAUUUGUCUCACACAUGGGCUAUUGCUCAGGACGCAAGGAGCCGAUUGCACGAAAUUAUCAAUGCGUCGCAACUUGACCUUGGAAUGAUCAAUGAGACUCCCUUGGGCCAUGUCUCCGCGUCCACCGACUUCUGGUCCGAGUGCUUGGAUAUUCAUGCUGCAACCCCUGAACCGAUGUUCUUCCCUUGCGCUCAGAGAGCAUCGCAAACACACCACACCACUCAAAGGCGGCCCUCUUUAUAUUCCGAAUGCCUAAUGGCCACCAGCCUUGAAGACGCUUCGGGGCCUCUCGACUGUGGCAUGGAUUUCAAUUCUGCCCCUUGGAAUUCCUUAGCAACAAGCGAGAGCGGCAUGGCAUUUAAUCGCUCCUUGAAGCACCAAUAG
This is a messenger RNA of Cladophialophora bantiana CBS 173.52, 2001 nucleotides long. RefSeq lists its product as uncharacterized. Gene Ontology annotation, biological process: regulation of DNA-templated transcription; DNA-templated transcription. The record is from RefSeq and is a predicted model, not a curated record. Gene Ontology annotation, molecular function: zinc ion binding; DNA-binding transcription factor activity, RNA polymerase II-specific; DNA binding. The transcript has 5 exons. Bases 1 to 2001 code for a protein of 666 amino acids. Lineage: Eukaryota; Fungi; Ascomycota; Eurotiomycetes; Chaetothyriales; Herpotrichiellaceae.